This is a messenger RNA of Hibiscus syriacus, 462 nucleotides long. RefSeq lists its product as uncharacterized. The record is from RefSeq and is a predicted model, not a curated record. Bases 1 to 462 code for a protein of 153 amino acids. The transcript is spliced from 2 exons. Lineage: Eukaryota; Viridiplantae; Streptophyta; Magnoliopsida; Malvales; Malvaceae.
AUGAGAGGAAGAAUAGUGCCUGCCAAAUUCAUGGAGCCAAAACAGAGCAUCUUGGAGAAGAAGAUUGAAGAUCCUCUGUUUUCUAAACUGGAAUCGAAUCGAAGGGGGGUUAGUCUAGGCAAGGUUACAAGAGAGAGAGGCAAGAGCUUGAGUCUUAGCCCUAAGUCGCGUGAAACUGUUUCCAAGGUCAUUGCUCCUAAGCCAGCAGCAACAACUGUAGGAACUAAGAGGAGUAUGAAGAAAGAAGAGGAUGCUCUUUCCACAAUUCAACCAAAAAGACUCUUCAAAGAUGCAGAGAAACCGGUAACAGCUAAGAGACCAUUGAAACCCGGGAGAGUCGUCAGUAGCAGGUACAAUCAGAUUCCCAGUCAAAGCAAUAAUAGGCGUUUUUCGAAUGAACAGAUGGUUGGUUCUCGCAAUAGAGAGAGCGGAGUGAAGAACAAGUGGGAAAUUCCUAGUUAA